CCUACAGGCGUGGCUCCGGAUUCCACUUCCUCCUGACCCGCAUCAUUACGUUCAAGCAACACAUCGCCACAAACUUUGGAGACUUCGGCAGUGGUCGUUCCUCGAUGUAACAGAGCACAGAGAAGGCUCUACUACAGUAUUAUGGCAGAUAAAGGAUCUCUUCUGACCGCAAUCAUAAUUUUCUAUUUGUCCAUCGGUGCCGCGAUAUUUCAGAUCCUCGAGGAGCCGCAUUUAAACACAGCCGUGGACGAUUAUAAAAACCGCACCGACGAGUUAUUACUGAAAUAUCCCUGCUUAAAAAAGGGCGAUUUGGACCUGAUUAUUGAGAUCGUGGCUACGGCGGCUGGGAAAGGUGUGACCGUAACGGGAGAGAAGAAAAUCAACAACUGGAGUUGGGAGAACGCAGUCAUUUUUGCUGCCACGGUCAUCACUACUAUAGGUUAUGGCAAUGUCGCGCCGAAGACGACUGGAGGCCGUUUAUUCUGUAUCCUGUAUGGGCUCUGCGGCAUCCCUCUUUGCCUCACCUGGAUAAGUGAGCUGGGUACCUUUUUUGGCAGCAGGGCAAAGCGCCUGAGCCAGGUGCUCCUCCACAGAAGCUUCACGAAAAAAGUCCAGUUCAUAUGCACAGCCGUUUUCCUUUUAUGGGGUUUCCUGGUUCACCUGAUCAUCCCGGCCUGUGUAUUCAUGCGCUUUGAGGACUGGACCUACUUGGAAGGGCUGUACUUCUCUUUCACUACCUUGACGACUGUGGGUUUCGGUGACUAUGUGACAGGUGUGAACCCUGCUAGGGUUUACCCAACUCUCUACAAAUUCUUUGUGCAGUUAUGGAUCUGCCUGGGUCUUGCCUGGUUGUCCCUUUUCUUCAGCUGGAAUGUGCACAUGGUGGUUGAGGCUCAUAAAGUCCUGAAGAAAAGAAGGCUGAAACGCCACAGGCUGUCCAUCGAUGAUGUACCGGUGAAAAAAGAAGUCAAGAAAGCCCCGAAGCCACCGCCUCUCUCUGGCGUCAUUGAUAUCUUUGAGUUCAUGUCUGAGAAGGUUGAAGACUACAACGACGUUAUCCAAGCCAUCGGAGCAGAUAAGAGAAGGAAGAAAAAGCAGCAGGAGGAGGAACUGGCACGGUCCAAGAGCUGUAGUGACCUAUUGAACGGCCUGGUCAUCCCACUCGAUCACUCUCCUCGUCUGAAACGGCGUUUCAGUGUCAGUGCCAACAUGUGCAUGGUCACACCUGGAGAGUCGACGGAUUGCCUCAACAACAACAACAACCAAGAGGAGCAGACACUACUGAAAGAGCACCAAAGAGAGACUAAAAAUAAGAGAGAAGAGAAGCCUGGACGUUGUGCACGGGACUCCAGAAGAUCAGACCCAUCAGUCGGCCAGAGACCUGUUCAAAGCCCUACCCUUACCACCAACAACAGAGGAUCAAGAUUCUCAGUGUCCAAAGUAUCAGAGGACCCUUUGACAGAGAGGAGAAAAAGCAUUGGUUGACAAAGAGCCUGCACUGCUUUAAAUCAUGAUUUUUUUUUUCGGAUGAGAAGGUCACUAUGGCUGAGGUGACACAAGGAGGAGCAUGUGAAGAACUCGUAAGGCAUUACAAGAACAAAGAACGUUGCUCUCAUAUGCGUACAAGCGCUUCCUCUACCUAGAAGUGUUCAUUGGUUUCCGCAGUAUUGAAAGACAUUCAGGUAUCACACGGGGUCGUGAAGCCAGCCUGUGACCAAGAUAAGGAUGUGAGGGUUGGCAGAGGAAACAAACCGAUUUCCUUCACAGAUGUUGGAAAGUUUGGGUGUGGUACUUUAACCGUGGGUUUUUCAUUCUUUCUCUGGAUUUGUUAUCAAAAUGACAGCUAGGAGAAAUCCUGGGAUAUGUUUGGAAUGGAAUACUAGCAUAUUGCUGACUAUUUUUUUUAAAAGCGGCCUUUCUGGUUACUUCUUAAGCUUCUUAAGCCCCAGCAAUGGAGCUGGAAUAAUAAUGACAGUUUCCCAAACCAUGAUAACGAAAUUGUCCUGCCCCAAACUCACGCUAUUGGUUGAGCCGAUAUCACUGUGUUGGGAUGCUGAAACAAACGGAACGAUGUUUUCUUUUCACACCAUGUUCAAUUAAAUAUUAGUUGAUAUAGCGAGUGAAUAUUUGUCUAUAUUUAUGUAUGGCUGGAGUACAAAGCGACUUAACGGUAACACAUGUAAUUUUAUAUGUUAAGUUGCACUUGACAUGGAAAAUUAAAUCGAUUGUGAAACAGUAAGAAAGUAAUGCUAUAAUGUUGGCACAUGACCUCUUGUAUCUAUAAACCAGAGUUUUAAUCCAGUUAUAAUUUAGGAAAUAAAAAUGGUUAUUUUGUCCAACUUGGUGCCAAAAUGUGCAAAUUUGGGCAGUUUGACCAAAUGACAUUUCCAGUAUUUGCAGUCAAACUGAGAACUAAUGGUCCAAUUUCAGAAAACACUGCAUUGCAGGAUCCAGUGUUUGACAUAAUGCAACCUACGACAUUUGCCAAAGAGUAAUAUUGUAGAUUAAUUUCUGAGCGUAUCUUGUCUUGAAUGCUGUAAUGGUUCUGUGGCUGUUCUUAGGUUCAUCUUGCACUAGGGAUGAGUUUUAUGCCUUGUCCUGCUGAGGAAGCACCUUAUCAGGCUUCCAGGAAAUUGCCUUCUCUUGAAAGAUUUGUGGAGGACGCGAUAUGGGACGUAACUUCAUCUUAACACCUGAUUGAUGGACCUAAGAAUUUGUUUGACUCUUUUUAAUUAUCAUUUGUAUAUAUUUUUUGUACUUGUUUUUUUUUUUAAUGCAAUUUUUGAUAAUAAAUGUUUUUUUCCCACCGCG
Puntigrus tetrazona (Sumatra barb) is the source of this 2811-nucleotide messenger RNA. RefSeq names its product potassium channel, subfamily K, member 5b (gene kcnk5b). The transcript is spliced from 5 exons. Gene Ontology annotation, biological process: stabilization of membrane potential; potassium ion transmembrane transport. Gene Ontology annotation, cellular component: membrane. Gene Ontology annotation, molecular function: potassium ion leak channel activity. The record is from RefSeq and is a predicted model, not a curated record. Lineage: Eukaryota; Metazoa; Chordata; Actinopteri; Cypriniformes; Cyprinidae. Bases 142 to 1485 code for a protein of 447 amino acids.